Melampsora larici-populina 98AG31 is the source of this 390-nucleotide messenger RNA. RefSeq lists its product as uncharacterized. The record is from RefSeq and is a predicted model, not a curated record. The annotation marks the transcript as partial. Lineage: Eukaryota; Fungi; Basidiomycota; Pucciniomycetes; Pucciniales; Melampsoraceae. The transcript has 2 exons. Gene Ontology annotation, molecular function: lactoylglutathione lyase activity; metal ion binding.
ACGAUGCUUCGGGUCAAAGAUCCAGAAGCAAGUCUAAAGUUUUAUCAAGAUAUCAUGGGUAUGAAGCUCAUCGAUGAACAUGAUGGGGGAGACUUUAAGCUUUUUUUUCUAGGCUAUGAUCAUCAAAAAGGUGUAGCUCGUAGUCAAAGAGAAGCCUUACUCGAACUCACCUGGAACAAAGGUACCGAGAAAGAUGCUAAUUUCGCAUAUCACAAUGGGAAUGAUGAACCUCAAGGGUUUGGUCAUAUAGCAAUCGCUGUGGAUGACAUCGAAGCAGCUUGUAAACGAUUCACCGAAAUGGGUGUCAAGUUCAAAAAAAGGCCUGAGGAGGGUAAAAUGCGUAACAUGUAUGAAUUUCUUUUUGAAACUCGAUUGGAGAAGAUCUGCUGA